AUGGACCCCAAAUUUUGUGCCCAGGACAUCAUAAAAUGUGACCUCUGUAAAGACAGAGUUGUACAAAUGUACUGUAACUUAUGUCCAAUGAAUCUGUGUAAGGACUGUGUGGUGGAACACAUUUCUGAUAACUCAAAAAAACAUGAUGUGGUGCCUUCUGAUUUGAGAAGAUCUAAACUUCUUUAUCCUCAGUGCCUAAAACAUUCUGAAGAGAUUUAUAAAUUCACCAAACUUCCUUCCAAACUGAAAGUAAAAAAGUUUCCUGUGUUUACCGGAAAUCAUAGCCAAGAAAACUUCUUGCAGUUAUUUGGUUCUAUAUCACCAUUAUCCAUUACAACAGAAGAUCAUGACUACACAUUGGUGACACCAGAAGCUGUAUCCUAUCCUCCAUAUGAUCCACUGCUUGAUGAACCAGAGCCCAUCACCACCAUAGACACUGGUUAUAAAUAUCUAUACAGGGUUGCCUGUCUCAGUGAUGAAGAAAUCUGGACAUGUAGAGAAGACAAAAUCAUGAAUCUCUACAACCUCCAGGGCAAACUACUGAAGUCAUUCCAAACCAAAUCUAGGAACAUACCAUGUGACAUAGCAGUGACCAGGUGUGGAGAUCUAGUUUAUAGUGACCCUGAUACAAGAACUGUAAACUUAGUUAAGAAUGAACAGAUACAGGAAGUGAUCAUACUACAGGGGUGGAAACCUUUCUAUGUCUGUAGUACCUCCUCUGGUGACCUCCUGGUUACCAUGGACAGUGAUGAUGAGAAACAGUCAAAAGUUGUCCGUUACUCUGGGUCCACAGAAAUACAAACCCUUCAGUUUGAUAGUGAAGGUGAACCUCUGUUUUCAUCUGGUGAUCUUAAAUUCAUCAGUGAGAACAGGAACCUGGAUAUCUGUGUGGCUGACUAUAAAGCCAAAGCAGUAGUGGUGGUUAAGCAGACAGGAAAACUCCAAUUUAGAUACAUUGGUCAUCCCUCUACUACCAAGGGAUCAUUUGAUCCAGUCGGCAUCACAACAGACAGCCGGAGUCAGAUCCUGACAGCAGACUUUACUAACAAUUGUAUUCACAUCCUAGAUCAAGACGGACAGUUCCUCCGUUACAUUGAUAACUGUGGUAUAGGCUUCCCAUGGGGUUUAUGUGUAGACACCAGGGACAACCUCUUCGUGGCUGAGCACAACAGUCGUAAAGUGAACAAUAUUAAAUACAUUCAUGUAAACAAUGUUUCUUGA
Messenger RNA from Saccostrea echinata, 1221 nucleotides. RefSeq lists its product as uncharacterized. Gene Ontology annotation, biological process: proteasome-mediated ubiquitin-dependent protein catabolic process; protein polyubiquitination; negative regulation of translation. Bases 1 to 1221 code for a protein of 406 amino acids. The record is from RefSeq and is a predicted model, not a curated record. The transcript is spliced from 2 exons. NCBI's taxonomy places the organism in Eukaryota, Metazoa, Mollusca, Bivalvia, Ostreida, Ostreidae. Gene Ontology annotation, molecular function: zinc ion binding; ubiquitin protein ligase activity; translation repressor activity.